Messenger RNA from Salvia splendens (bonfire salvia), 2553 nucleotides. RefSeq names its product probable protein phosphatase 2C 33. NCBI's taxonomy places the organism in Eukaryota, Viridiplantae, Streptophyta, Magnoliopsida, Lamiales, Lamiaceae. Gene Ontology annotation, molecular function: protein serine/threonine phosphatase activity. The record is from RefSeq and is a predicted model, not a curated record. Gene Ontology annotation, biological process: protein dephosphorylation. The transcript is spliced from 5 exons. The coding region runs from base 820 to 2238 and encodes 472 amino acids.
AUACAAGGGUGACUGCCCUCUUUCUCUCUCUCCGUGACCAUGAGCUAAAAUUUCUCCAUAGUUAAAGUCGCUUUUUUUUUUGCGAUCCCUGUUUUUUGUUGUCACUUCUCUCUUCAAUUAAAUCUCUCUCAUUCAUUUUCCGUGGCAAAGGCGUCGCCUUUGUUUCCUCAUGUCGAUUUUGACCAAGUUUUUUUGGAUAAAAAACCAGACCUUCAAGCUCUAUCACUGAUUCUAGAGCGAGAAACUUAGAUGUGGCUUCAAGAUUUCAUUUUUUCUUAAUUAGGCUAUUCAAAUUGAUCAUCUGUUCAUAUUGUUUGUUUUUUUUGAGCAAUCAAGUGUGUAUGUAGCCUGUUUUCCUUUUCAAUUUUAUGUUUUCAUUGUAAAUUGUGGGAAAGAGCAUAGUUUUUUCAUAGAUCUGCUCUUUUUCUCUUUGGUGUGUGCCCUUUAUAGCUUUUUUUAUCAUUAUUGCUGGUAUAAUAUAAGGGCAUAUCUAUAUUUUGUAUCUAUUGUUUGUUAAAAAAAAACUAGAGGGCCCUUGUUUAGGAUUAAGGGUAGUUGAAAGUUCAUUGUUUUUAUAUGUUAGGAUGCUUUUUGGAUAGGCCAUCUUUUUGUUGAAUUUCAAUCUGUAGUUUUUAGAAAAUUCAAGUGGUGGGAUUUCUACACAUUGUUGGAAAAGUGGAUUCUAGUGAGUCUAAGGGAAUUGGGAGAUCUUCCAAGGGGUUAUUGCCGGAUUUCGUGACGGAUCCAAUCACGGCAAAUAGGGGGAGUGACUGUGUUGCUGGUCUGGAGUGCUUCCUCAAUGUAAUCCGGGCCCUGAGAAUGGGCUCCUGCUUGCCUGAUGAUAGCGGGAGCCCGAGGGCCGGUUCGCCAAUGGGCCUUAGGAAGAGGAGGAACUCAAAACGGAGGUAUGGGUCUCGGAGUUCCUCCUUCGACUAUAGGAGGGAAGAGCAGCUGCAUAGGAUCCCGGGGCGGAUGUUCUUGAAUGAUUCCAGCGACGUUGCUUGUCUUUAUAGUCAGCAGGGAAAGAAAGGGACUAAUCAAGAUGCCAUGCUUGUUUGGGAGAACUUUGGUUCAAGAACAGACACGGUCUUCUGUGGGGUUUUUGAUGGCCAUGGUCCUUACGGUCAUUUGGUUGCAAAGCAAGUUCGAGACUCUCUUCCUCUGAAACUGAGUGCACACUGGGAAGUGAAUAUAAAGACUGACGACGUUCUAAGGGAGGUCAGUUUAAAUACAAGUAGUAUGUGUUCGGAAGAUGCUUCCUUCUUGUCUCAUGAAGAGGAAAGUCGAGCCUCCAUUGAUAUCGAAGAAACUGGAAAGCAGCCGGAUAUCUUCCCGACAUUGAAGGAAUCUUUCCUCAAGGCCUAUAAGGUUAUGGAUAGGGAGCUGAGAAUGCAUGCAAAUAUCGAUUGCUACUGCAGUGGAACGACAGCAGUGACUCUGGUUAAACAGGGUCAAGACCUUGUUGUUGGAAAUAUCGGGGACUCUAGAGCCAUAUUAGCUACUAGAGAUGCAAAUAACUCGCUAGCGGCAGUCCAGUUGACCGUGGAUCUCAAACCUAAUCUUCCGGCGGAAGCAGCUAGGAUUCAUAAAUGUAGGGGGCGUGUAUUCGCUCUUCUGGAUGAACCUGAAGUCCCGAGAGUGUGGCUACCAAACAACGAUUCUCCUGGCCUUGCUAUGGCACGCGCAUUUGGUGAUUUCUGUCUCAAGGACUAUGGUCUUAUUUCUGUUCCCGAAGUUUCAUAUAGGCGCAUUACUGACAAGGACGAGUUCAUCGUUCUCGCCACAGACGGGAUUUGGGACGUACUCUCGAACAAGGAAGUUGUUGAAACCGUGAAUUCCUGCUCCCCACGUUCAUCUGCUGCUCGAACGCUAGUGGAGAAAGCAGUCAAGUCUUGGAAAUCCAAGUAUCCGACCUCUAAAGUAGACGACUGUGCUGUCGUAUGCUUUUUCCUCGACUCAAACGAGUACACUUCUUCAACCGCGAAAUCCAAAGAGAACAUCGUCCCCACAGCUGAAGAGGAGGAUGCUCCUAGUCCAACCGGGCUGAUCCCAGUGGAUGAAAACGGAGAAGCAGCCUCAGAAGCUAAUGAGGACGAGGCGGACGAGGAGUAUGCAGCUAGACAUAACUGGUCUGCUCUAGAAGGAGUGUCGCGUGUGAACACACUCAUAACGCUGCCAAGGUUCGUGCCAGGGAAAGGCGACAUCAAAGCUGCGGAGGAGAGAAAGGGUAGGAAAUAAACAAUGCUGGGCUCUGAUAUUUCAUUCAAAAAACUGUUUUUGAUUCUUUUUCGCGGGAAAAUGGGGGUUGUUUUAGGUGGGUGGAUGGCCCGGCUAAUAUUAGAGCGGUCGGGCAUCGUCCGGUAUCCACCCUUCCUACAUAUUUGUUUCAAUUAUUUUUGCAGUGUUGUUUUGGUCCCUCAAGGAUAUCACCAUAUGCUCAUAAUAAGUUGGCAGUUUCCUUCCUUUGUCUGUCAGGCCGACGAACUCUGUUUCGCCAUUUUUCUCGUAUAAAUUUAGACCAUCUGAUCCGAGUUAAAUGCGGAGUAUUGGAAA